Molecule: messenger RNA, 977 nt
Organism: Terrapene triunguis (Three-toed box turtle)
Lineage: Eukaryota; Metazoa; Chordata; Testudines; Emydidae
Product: transforming growth factor beta-1 proprotein
Exons: 6
Coding region: 6-839 (277 amino acids)
Biological process (GO): transforming growth factor beta receptor signaling pathway; BMP signaling pathway; regulation of cell population proliferation
Cellular component (GO): extracellular region
Molecular function (GO): type II transforming growth factor beta receptor binding; growth factor activity; cytokine activity
Source: RefSeq, a predicted model, not a curated record
UGCUCAUGCCCUGUCUCCCUGCAGCCAGGUACACGACCUGGAAGAAGACCAGCCAAAGCACCUUCUUCCUGUUCAAUGCCUCGCAGGUGCGGGCGCAGAUCAGCAGCGAGGCCCUACUGCACCGGGCCGAGCUGCGCAUGCUGCCGAAGCCGGGCAUGGAGCAGCGGGUGGAGCUGUACCAGCACUACGGGAACGGGUCCUGGCGCUACCUGGACAGUCGCGCCGUGGGGCAGGCGCCCGAGGAGUGGCUGGCCUUCGACGUCACCGAGGUGGUUCGCCAGUGGCUGAGUGGCCAAGAGACUCUGGAGAUCUUUAAACUCCGUGUUCACUGCUCCUGUGAGGACACCUGCGAGGAAGUGAUAGUGAACAUAGAUGGCUUCGAGAAGAAGCGGGGGGACCUGGGCACCGUCUCCUCCACGGUCCAGAAGCUGCCCUACGUGCUGGUGAUGUCCACGCCCCUGGAGCGCGCCAGCCACCUGCAGAGCUCGCGCCGGCGCCGGGCGCUGGACACCGACUACUGCUUCGGGACGGAGGAGAAGAAUUGCUGCGUGCGGCCCCUUUUCAUCGACUUCCGCAAGGACCUGCACUGGAAGUGGAUCUACGAGCCCAAGGGCUACAUGGCCAACUUCUGCAUGGGCCCCUGCCCCUACGUCUGGAGCGCCGACACCCAGUACAGCAAGGUCCUGGCCUUGUACAACCAGCACAACCCGAGCGCCUCGGCCGCGCCCUGCUGCGUCCCCCAGGUCCUGGCGCCCCUGCCCAUCGUCUACUACGUGGGGCGGAAGCCGAAGGUGGAGCAGCUCUCCAACAUGAUCGUCAGCUCCUGCAAGUGCAGCUGAUCGCCCGGGACACACGGACUCACCCCCCCCAGGAACGGGGAGGGGGGUGAAAUAGGGGGGUUGGGACGCGUUGGAGUUUUUAUUAUUAUUAUUAUUAUUAUUAUUAAUUUUUUUUUGUACAUUUCCUUGGUGUGUUUG